This is a messenger RNA of Coccomyxa subellipsoidea C-169, 1650 nucleotides long. RefSeq names its product Nucleotidyltransferase. Gene Ontology annotation, biological process: double-strand break repair via nonhomologous end joining. The transcript is spliced from 14 exons. NCBI's taxonomy places the organism in Eukaryota, Viridiplantae, Chlorophyta, Trebouxiophyceae, Coccomyxaceae. The record is from RefSeq and is a predicted model, not a curated record. Gene Ontology annotation, molecular function: DNA binding; DNA-directed DNA polymerase activity. Gene Ontology annotation, cellular component: nucleus. The coding region runs from base 1 to 1650 and encodes 549 amino acids.
AUGGUCGCGUCCUUCCUGGCUUUCCUGAACCUCUGGCUGCCCACCCUGCUCUGUUUUAGCAGCCUGAUGCCUCUGGCAGCCGGUGACAGCAGAGGGAUCGAAAAGUCCUUCGAGCGAAUGCCUGAAGUAUGCAGAAUUCAGGCGUUGAAUGAUCCAGGACUGACGCAUGUCAUUGUUGGGGACAAGCUGGAGGGGCUCCAGGGCUUCCAGCCACCCAAGCGUGCCAAGAUAGUGCAGGCGAGGGGGCCGAUGCGCAAGUACAAGAAAUGGCUGGGGCACUGGCGGCCAGAGUACGACCACAUCAAGACUGAGAGCGAGCUCAUGCUCAUGGCGGCGUACGAUGAGAGGAACGACGAGCGAGUGGGCAACGGCGCCAUUGUGAAAGCGCUGGUGGAAAUGGAGAAGUACUGGGACGCUCUGGAGGGCGACUUUGUGCGCGAAGUAGCAGACCCUGGUCCGGAUGAGCCUCCCACCCGCACGCAGCAAAAUGUCAACCACAAAUCGCUUGGCUUCGCGCGGGCGGCGUCGGCUGUGCGCGCAUGCGCGUUCAAGAUCGAGCCGGGCACGCGGCCGGAGGACCUGAAGAACCAGCUGCCCUUUGUGGGCGGUGCGCGCGCGGUGCAGAUCUGCGAAAUUGCCGCCACCGGGACCACCCUGGAGCUCGAGCAGCACCGGGCGGGCGUGCAGGUGUACAGCUCGCCGGACGCGAAUGGGCAGCGGAAAAUGUACGAGCAUGCUGUGGGCAGCGUGGCUCGGCGGCAGUUCAAGAAGCUGCCGGGGGUCGGAUCGGCCACCGCCAAACGAUGGUAUGACCUGGGGCUCAGGACGCUAGAUGACGUGGCCGAGGCCGCAAAGCCGGGGGGCCCGCUGGCGAUAGGGGGGGUGGCCCCCCUGACAGUGGCGCAGGCGUUCUCGGUGGCGCACCGGGGGGACCUGCUGGAGACCUGCACCGAAGAUGAUGUCGAUGAAAUGCGCCGCGAAGUGUUGGACGCCCUCACCACUGUCGCCGGCAACGGGUGGGUUUUGCAGAUCGUGGGCGGGGCAGCAAGGGGCCUCGCCUCGCACGACGCAGACUUUGUCGUCUCGAACAAGGAAACGUCGACAGAGGGCAUUGGAAACCUGCUGUAUGACGAGCUGUGCGCGCGGGGCCGCCUCUUCCCCAAGUCAGAGGCCAUGUGCCUGACGCAGUCAUCGCGCAUGCCCACCCACCUGCAGUCGAUGCGGGAGGAGGUGUCGCGCAAGCAGACAGCCUCCUUCUUCACCCUGCACAACCUGUCAGCAGACCGGCACGAUCACAUAUUCGGCAACUACCUGACGGAGGCCGGCAAGGUGCGGCGGCUGGACGUGAUCAUAGCACCGCCUCAGGAGCGCGCCGCGUGCAUCCUGGGCUGGACCGGGUCCCGCCAGUACCUGCGAUUCCUGCGCCAGUACGCGGCCGACCGCGGCAUGCACCUCAACUCUCAUCGGAUCAUGCGCAGGGUAGGGAACACAGCGAUAGUGGUGCCGGACGAGGGGCCCCCGCUGGACCGGGACGGGACCCCCCGCUGGCCACCGGGGUGGGGAUCCGGCAGGACGGUGGAGACCGAGGCCGACAUCUUCGAGCUGCUGGGGCUCCCCUACCGCCCGCCUCACGAGCGCAACGCCCCCUGA